AUGACUGAAAUUAAAGAAAAACUUUUUAACACAAAAAAUGUAAAACAUUAUCAGGAUAUGUGUCUAUAACAAGCAUUAGUUUUAAAGGAAAAGUAGAUUUUUAUCUCAAAGUAUUUUCAAAUUGAUAUUUAGAUUUUAUAAUUAAAAAAUACAACCUCUGUGACUGUAGAUAUUUUCGGUAAUUAUGAAAACGAUACCUAAUUGGGAUAUCAAAUCAUUUUAGGAGUAGAUGGAUCCUUAAAAAAUUAAAUGAUUCCUACUUCUCUGAUAAAUUUACAAGCGAAAAUUACAAACUUGAAUCCUAUUAUUCUCUUGCUAAUUGCUUUUAUGGAUUUAACUUUAUCAAUACCGAAAAUUUUGAUUUUUUGAAUUCAAUACAAGAGAAUCAAACAAAUAAUUCAUUCAGAUACAGCAUUCAACCAAGUAUUAAUAAUAGAUAAUAUAAUUUAGGAGGAGGUGGAAGCUAUAAUAGUAUAUUUUUAAUAGUGUAAUAAAUUUAAACAACUUACUCGCCCCUUUAAUUUUAGAAACUAUCAAUCAAAUAAUUUGAAUUUGUUCCUUAGAAGGAAGCACAUAUUAUUAUAUCUUAUUAAUAAGGAGAUUAUAUUUUUUCAAAUGUUGGACUACAUCCUAUAUUCGUUGAUAAGGAAUUUGAUAAAAUUUAAAUGUUGACAUAAAUAAAAUGUGAAAUUUAUCAAACAAUCAGAAGCACCUUCAAUAAAUUUAAGAAAUCAGUAAUACAAAAGUCAUUAACUUUAAUUCAUAGGUGUGACCCAAACAUAAAAUCAAAUCAACUUUAAAUUGGUUUUAAAAAUACUGAUAAGUCCUAAUUGGAAUUAGUAUUUAAUAUUUUAGAGAUGAGUCAAUAUGUGUCACAAAUAAUCUAUAAUUAAGUAAAAGAAGAACAUAUAUUUUCAACACAAUUGAAAUUUUGUUUGACUCAGUCAAUUACUGAAAUAUUAUUUAAUUGA
Paramecium octaurelia is the source of this 971-nucleotide messenger RNA. NCBI's taxonomy places the organism in Eukaryota, Ciliophora, Oligohymenophorea, Peniculida, Parameciidae. The record is from the annotation of a GenBank genome assembly.